UGGCCGAACCAGGGGCAGGCUUUGAUUCACGGGGCCUAGGCCUCAGGGCUCAGAAGAAACUCCUGGGGAAGAUGUCCAGUAAGAAGAUUGCCAUGUCCUUCAUUGAUGAGACCACUGGCCGAUUGCUGGACAAUGCACAUCGACUGUUGAGGCAGUACAAAGGCAGCAAGAAGGAAGCAGACAAGUUACUCAAGUACAUCAUUAAAUCUGUGGUCAAGAUUGGCAUACUUUACAAAAAUGACCAGUUUAACAGGGAGGAGUUGAACAAUAUUGAUCAGUUUAAGCAGAAGUUCCAUGCCCUGGCUAUGACUGUGGUGUCAUUUCAUCAGGUUGAUUUCACAUAUGAUAAGGCUUUUAUGCGACAGAGUGUGGAGGAGUGCCGGCAGCUUCUACAGACCAUCAUCGAAAGGCAUCUGACCGACAAAUCCAAGUCAAGAGUAGAUUUGGUGUUUCAUACGUUCUAUGAGCCAGAACUGUUGGAUGCUGUCUUCACAGACAAGACCUACAAGUCUCUCAUGGAAUCUGUUGUGAUAGACCUGAACACUCUCAUGGACGAAGGAAACUUGUGA
This is a messenger RNA of Candidula unifasciata, 569 nucleotides long. NCBI's taxonomy places the organism in Eukaryota, Metazoa, Mollusca, Gastropoda, Stylommatophora, Geomitridae. The record is from the annotation of a GenBank genome assembly.